Messenger RNA from Coturnix japonica (Japanese quail), 7515 nucleotides. It is a transcript of the gene CRB2, whose product is annotated as crumbs cell polarity complex component 2. Gene Ontology annotation, biological process: establishment or maintenance of epithelial cell apical/basal polarity; heterophilic cell-cell adhesion. Lineage: Eukaryota; Metazoa; Chordata; Aves; Galliformes; Phasianidae. The record is from RefSeq and is a predicted model, not a curated record. Gene Ontology annotation, cellular component: protein-containing complex; plasma membrane. Gene Ontology annotation, molecular function: calcium ion binding.
UCCAGGAACAUGAGUAAAGCAUUUCAAAGUGAACAGGGACUCUGUCCACGGUGUUAGUGCUAGUCCCCAGUUCGGAAGGGUAUGGAGUGGGUGCCUGGGGUGGAGAAAACUUUCUGAAAUCUGUGAUGUGGGGAGAGCUGGUGAUCAGUAGCCUGCAACUGCUGUUUCUCCCCUGAGGUUUUUAGAACAGCCACUCUUAGACUUGUCAUGGAAUUAAAGAAAACUACAUCCAGGUUAUACAAUGCUGCUCUCCUGAUGCCACUUUUCCUCUUAUUUUGGGGAACUUCAUACUCUGAAAAUGAUAGCAGUUGUUCAUCAUCCCCAUGUGAAAAUGGUGGGAGCUGUAAGGACUUGGAAGUGGGGUACCAGUGCACCUGCCCCAUGCACCCCAUAGCCUACAUGGGCAAAAACUGUGAACUCCUCUAUGAUGCAUGCACUAAACACCAUUGCCCUGCCCAUAUGAUCUGCAACAGGACUCCAGGACUUCCGGAAUAUGAAUGCAUCUGUAUGCCUGGCUUUACAGGUAUUGAUUGUAGCAUUAAUAUUAAUGAGUGCGAGAGCAACCCUUGUAAAGAUCCUCGUUUUGUAUGUGUAGAUAGUGUAAGUGGAUACGCCUGUAAAUGCCAAACAGGACUGAAUGGAGAAGGCUGCCAAAGCUCUAUGUGCUCUAGCCACCUCUGCCUAAAUAAUGGGACAUGUGUCGAGGGUCCUGGGGACUAUGCCUGCAUCUGCCAACCUGGCUUCACCGGGGCCCACUGCAAAGACAACAUUGACGAGUGCGCUUCCAACCCAUGCCAGAACGGAGCCAUCUGCCGAGACAGGGUGAAUGAGUAUAGCUGUUUCUGUGUGCCUGGGUUCCAAGGAUACAACUGUGAAAUAGACAUCAACGAGUGUGCAUCCCGGCCCUGUAAAAACAAUGGCACCUGCCUGAAUGAGAUGGAUCACUAUCUGUGCAAGUGCGUCCCCGGCUACACAGGUAUAAACUGUGAAGUGGAAAUAGAUGAAUGUGAUUCAUACCCUUGUCAGAAUGGGGCCUUGUGCAGUGAUCACAUUGGGUUCUACACCUGCACCUGUAUGCCAGGUUAUCAGGGAAUCCAGUGUGAGGUGGACAUCAAUGAAUGUAUAAGCCAGCCAUGCCAGCACAAUGGGACAUGUCAAGACCUCAUUAACAGUUACAAAUGUGACUGCAGUGACACGGGCUUUGAAGGAGACCACUGCGAGUUGGAUAUCCUGGAGUGUGCCUCUGGGCCCUGUCUGAACAAUGCCACAUGUAUUGAAGGAAUCAAGAACUACAGCUGUGCCUGCUGGACAGGUUACACAGGGCAGCGCUGUGAAGAGGAUAUUAACGAGUGUGCGACAGAUCCCUGUCACAAUGGAGGUGUGUGCUUUGAGCGAUCCAACCAGUCCUACUAUGGAUCACAACCUGACUUCCCCAGCAAUUUCAGCUACAGCCAAGCAGCCGGUUUCCUCUGUUGGUGCCAGCCAGGCUUUGCAGGGGAGACCUGCUUUACUAACAUUGAUGAGUGUGAGUCCCAGCCAUGUCAGAAUGGAGGUCGCUGCGUGGACCUUGUUGAUGGCUUUCUUUGUCAUUGUUUGCCAGGUUAUUCAGGUGUGGAAUGUGCUGUUAACAUCAAUGAGUGUGAGGCGGGUCCCUGCAAGAAUGGAGCUGUCUGUGAGGAUGGCAUUGCUGACUAUACCUGCCACUGUGCCCCUAGCCAGGAUGGCAUUGUAUGGGGAGGGAAGAACUGCUCUGUCAAGCUCACUGGGUGCCAGACACAUGACUGCCAAAAUGAGGCCUUGUGUAUCCCGACUUACCAAGCUGAGAGCCACGGCCACCUGUGCCAGUGCCAGCCUGGUUUCUAUGAUGCCACAUGCUCCACACCAACAACAUUUUCCUUUGCUUCCAGAGGGUAUCUCCUCGUUGAGCUGCCCGUGAACAAUCAGAGCAGGAGGGAGGGAGCAGGAGAGCAGCUUGCCAGUGUGUCCCUCCGGUUCCGAACCACCUUGCCCAGCGCCAUCCUUUUUUACCGAGGCCAUGAAGAUGAAUACUUGUUCCUGGAGCUCUUUGAUGGCAUUCUGCAUGCAGAACUGAAGAGGCAGGAUGAGUACCUGCUGCUGCUGGAGGGGCUGAGAGUUGAUGAUGGCCAUUGGCAUAAGGUUGAAGUUGUUCUGCAGAACACUGUGCAGCUCAAACUCUGGGACGACUCCUGUGAUGCAGGUGUCUGCAUGCAGAGCUCUCCUGUCCCACACAACGCCACUCCGAUCCCACAUGUCUUCCAGAGCAUGUAUAUUGGAGGUGCUGAGGAUCCACUGGCCAACAACACACAGAGCCAGCAGGGCUUUAUUGGCUGCCUGGAAGACUUGCAGGUGGAUGCUGAAGCUGUGCUCCCGGUGGCUCUCCCUGUGAGCGAGGUUUCCCCUGUGACACAGGGCUGUGACCGCACUGAGUGGUGCCUCUCUGAGCCCUGCUUUCAUGGUGGGCUGUGUGUGGACCUUUGGACGACAUUCAGGUGUGACUGUUUGAGGCCGUAUGGAGGCCCUGCUUGCUCAUAUGAACACCCAGCAGUAACAUUUGGCCUGGAGAAUUCUACUGGCUUUUCCUCUUUCAUCCUUUCUGAUAGCCUUGGUACAGACUUCAACAUCUCCUUUUUCAUUCGUAGUCUGAAACCUAAUGGUUUACUAUUGCAAAUCAGCAAUGAAACAGACCCCUGCCUCACUAUCUACUUGAAGAAUGGCAAGCUGAAGAUUGAGAUGUUAUCUACAGAUACUGUGACAUUUCCAGAAAAUUUAGUUGAUGGGAGAAGACAUUUAGUAGCUUUGUCUUUCCAAGGAGGAACUGUUGGUGCUCACCAAAAAGACACAUAUGUGGAGCUGGGACAACUGGUAGGAAGGCCUCUUUUAACUGGCUAUGAAGUGUAUGUUGGUGGACAUCCUGACCCAGACAGCACUGACCUGUGGGGAGGGUAUUUUAAAGGCUGCUUGCAAGACAUCCAGCUGAACGGCCGCAAAGUGGAGUUUUUUCAGGUUGAGAACUACAGUCUGCCGGAUGAACUUAACAGGACUCGAAAUAUUAAUCUGGUAAAUGGAUGCAUCUCUGAUGACACCUGCAAGUCUGAACCAUGUCAGAAUGGUGGCAGGUGCAUUGUCACUUGGAAUGAUUUCCAUUGCAGCUGUCCAGCAAAUUUCACUGGGAAGUUUUGUGAAGAGAGAGUCUGGUGUGAAAGUGCCCCAUGUCCUGAAGCUACCACCUGUGUAGAUGUUCCAGCAGGAUAUGUGUGUCUGGCUAAUGCAACAUUUAAUAGUUCUGCUGCCAUUGAAUUUACCAGCAAUACAUCAGUGACUAGAACUCUGGGCAGCCUCCUCGUGGAUUUCAGAACCAGAGACGAAGACGCUGUUUUGCUUCGGGCUGUGGAAGAAGUGGACUCCUUCCAGAUAGCUAUUAAGAACUCCUCCUUGCUUGUUGACAUCAGGAGUGGGAAUAGUAUUGAAGGUGUCAGCUUCAUGAGCCAGAAUGCUGUCACGGAUGGUGCCUGGCACACAAUCUCUGUGUCCAUGGAGGAACCUUCUGCACUGUCUUCCAGAUGGGUGGCUCAUUUGGAUGGGUCUGUUAAUAUGACUCUGCAGGGAAAUGCUGGGAACCUGGACUUCUUAAAGAACAAUGCACUGAUUGUUCUAGCUGAAAACUUCACAGGCUGCCUGGGGCAAGUGAAGAUAGGAGGGAUCUACCUGCCCUUCACCUCCCAUCUCUCAUAUCCUCAGCCAGAACAGUUCCAGCAGUCCAGCAGAAGAACUGUCCAGUUAGGCUGCACAGGGGCUGAUGUUUGUGCUUCUAGCCCUUGCAGCAAUGCUGGCAUCUGCAAGGACUUGUUCAACUCCUUCAGCUGUGCCUGCAGUGGUGGCUGGGAGGGGCUGCUGUGUGAGAUUAAUAUUGAUGACUGCCAGUCAAACCCAUGUGUUCAUGGGAACUGCACUGAUAGACUAGCAGAUUUUCAGUGUGAAUGCUUCCGGGGAUACAUCGGGAAGAAGUGUGACAUCAAUGUGGAUGACUGUGUGCGGCACCAGUGCCAAAAUGGAGCUACCUGCAUUGAUGGGGUUUAUGGCUACUCCUGCAAGUGCCCAGCGCAGUAUUCAGGACCUCGCUGCGAAUGGCCGUUCCCACCUGAGCAGUGUGGUAAGAACUUCACCUGUCUGAAUGGUGGCAAGUGCACCACUGAGACCUGGGGAGCCAACUGCACUUGCAAGCCAGGUUUCACUGGAAGGAAUUGUCAAAUUAAUAUAAACGAAUGUGAUCCAAACCCUUGCCAGAAUGGAGGUACCUGUCAAGACUCCGAGAACAAAUUCAAGUGUUUGUGCAGUGCCAGCUACACUGGAGAGCGCUGUGACAUUAACCAGCCUCUGUGGGCACACCUUAGCAACUCCUCUGUUGUGGGAGCAGUUGGGGCUGCGGGAACUGCCCUUCUCCUUGCAGUUGGUGCAGCCACUGUGAUUGCCAUGAAGAGGAGGCGAGCAACUCAGGGAAGAUACAGUCCAAGCCGGCAAGAAAAGGAUGGUGCUCGUGUGGAACUGUGGAACGUAAUCAAGCUGCCACCAACAGAGAGGCUGAUAUAAGAAUUAGGGCCACAAGUCAUCCUUUAACAAUCAUGGAACUGCUGCAGUAUUUCUGUCUUAGGUCUUGAAAUGUGUUGGUUUUUUUUUUUUGUAGGACAGGUCUGUUCUGCUCUAAGCUCCUUCACAGGACACAGGUAACUGCCUCCUGUUAACCUGGUAAUAUUCAACUGCUUGAAAGAUCCUGGUUACGUUAUUAGAGCUCAUUCCAAAGAAGUUUUGUAGAAAAUUGGUCUGUGAGCAAGGACAGUGAAACCCAGGGAGAAAGAAACAUUCAGGAGGGGCUACUGAGAAGUAAGUGGUGGCUGCGGCACAGCAGAGAGAGGGUAUUUAGAACCACUAACAGAAUGCAGUACUGCAGGUCAGGAAGGUGGUAGGGCCAAGUCCUGCAGUCAUCCAAGGGCUCAUAUCUGUAGUAACUGUCACUGCCUUGCAGUAAGUAUAAACUGCACCACACAGGUAAGUAAGAACGUAAGUAAGAGUGAGGAACAACCCACAGUAUUAAGAACUUCUUUCAGAAAUACACGUGCCUGUGCUCCCUCUGUAAAUCCAAGGCUGGUGGCUGACCAAUGGAAUAUGAUUCCCAGAGCUGCUGCUGUCCUUCCACAAUGGGACCAGAGUUAAGAACCACUUUGCUACAGUAGACACUAAAAUCUUUUCCUAAGAUUAGACUAAAACAUAGGAAUACAUUAAGUGCCUUUUAAAGACUGCGUGACCGGUUACAGAAUUACCUUUUGUGAAAUUAAAACGUUUCUGUGAUCAGAUUUGAGCAGUACUGAAGUGAGCACAAUGGAUUUUUCCCCCAUCUUUUCCUAGCCUCAGUAUCUGCCAUCCACACAGAGCAAAAGAGCUGGCAUCCAUAGAAUGACUGCACAACAGUCCUUAGUAAGACAUUAAACAUUUGAAGGUUAGAUGAUGCUUGUGUGAAGAGGGGCAAAGGAGUUGUUUCAAGGCCUGUACCAUUGUGGAUGGCCAGGUUUGGGCUCAUCGAUACAGAAGAGUGGAAUUUAAAUAAAGAAUAUAUUGAACUUUAAUAUAGAACUAUUUUUUGGGUUGUAGCACAGCAUUCAUUUUCUACUUUUGCUAUAAGAAGGGAUAUUAAUUUUGUGGCUUUACUUCCUUUGUUUCUGUUUUAGCUGAUGAGUGCCCUGUUUUUUUCCUCUAGCAUAAUGUGGUAAAGCCUGCAGAAAGAACCACAGCAGAGCUGGCCCAAUAAGGUCUCAAAUGAGCAGGUUUUCAGGAUAAUUACUACAAGUAUCAGUGUGAAAUAUUUAGAAAAUAGUGACUGCUUUUUUAUCUCCAAAAUACGAUUAAUAAGCAGCGUGUGAAUCUGCGCCCCACACCUCACUGCCACUGGAAGAGAAUGCUCUCCUGUUACGCUCCUUUUGCUCUCAGAUUAUUAUUUUUUUCAAACUGUAGCUGUUAAUUUCUUCUGUAAUUCUAAGCAAAGGGAAGAGACAAAACCACUGAUCAGGUCUGUCCAAUUAAGAACAGCUCUUCUGCAUGUGUGAAACUGUUGAUGUAAGGUGAAGAAGGAACAUUUUGAAAAAAACAGAACAAAAGAAACCAUUAGAAUGUGUGACUUCGUUAAUAUUUCAUAGGUAAGGUCACUUUUCCCUAAUAUAUAAUAUUAGAGGAAAGUUGAAAGAGAGUGUGGUGAUCCCACCUGGCUGUGGUUUGGGAAGGAGCUGGAGAGGACAAUACUAAUAACUACAGAAACUACCUAACAUCAGUUCAGGGAGCUUGCUGUCACUUUGAUUUGUUUAUUAGCAAUGCUGCUGUUACUUUUAACGAGAAUGAUUUGCUUUUUGUAUUUUCCAGAUGCUAUUUAGGAGGGUCUAAUAUACUUCUAGAAUAGAGAUGGUUACACUGUCCCGUCACCUGGCUACAGGGGGAAUAAUUCAGUUGCACACCUUAAGAAAACAGUGAGUGCAGUUUUUUCCCUAACAGCAUUUGGGCAACAGAGGGUAAACAAAUGAAGCAGGAAAUGCUUUUCUGGGAGUGCAGGUCUGAAGGGGAAGAACUGUGCAGAGCUGGUUACCACGUCUCUAGGGAAACAAAAACGCAGGCCUGGUCUGAGACUUGCCCUGCCUUACGCUAAGGGUGCGUUUAUCUCCUGGGGACAAAGGACUCACACUCGUGUCAGUGGGCUGAGGCAGAGCCCCGUUUCAUGUCCUGCCCCAGUCCUACUGCAUAAUCUUUACUUAAAUUGCAAAGGUAUGUGUGUUUUUUCUCCAUCCUAUAAAGCUGCAGCAAGAUUAAAAUAUGCUUCUGAUUUUCCCCAAACUGUCCUGAUUAACCUCCAGGUUGGUGCCAGGAGAUGAGAAUUACAGCUACUUUUUAGGUCUGCUCCACUCUUUUGUGUUAAAAUUGUAGAAAAACGAAAGCAGCAAAAGGAUCUGAAUGAACAAAUUUUACUCUGACCUGUAUUAUUGUGUUGUAAGAACUGACUAUUACUGAGCUACUGAAAUAUGGUGAGAGGCAGGAAGUAGCUGCACAUCCCCCAGCAGCAGACACCAAAACCCAGAGCUGCAAGCAGGGGAUCUGUCUGCAUCUCCUGCUGUUCCCGGGGCAGUCAGCAGGCUGCUGCUGCUCAGAUGCUUUACAGGAUUAGUAGAGCAGAUGUUUGUAUUUCAAGCACCCAAAGCCAGUACUAGGAAAAGUGUAAAAAUACUUCGUCAGUGUCUUGAGCAUUUCUGCUAAAUAAUUUAUGAAAGUUCUUUGUUUGUUUUUUUUUUCUUUUUUUUUUUUUUCCAAUAAUGAACUUAACUUUCUUUUGAUAUUUAAUUUUUGAAUAUAUUUUUUCACAAAACUGGAUUUGUUGUAGUUAAUUGUGAUCCUGAUUUCUUUUCUAAUUGUAAAUUUUAUAAUUUGUAAAAAAAAUAUAAUAAAACAACAAAAAAAUAAUAA